ACGGUUCUUUUAUUUUUAUUUUUAAUUGGACAUCAAAACACAGGGGAAUCACGCAUGUGGAGGCGCAUGCUCUGUAGCCUCGCGGUCGCACUACAAUUCCCAGAAUGCACCGCGACUAGGCGGUCGCUUCCGGUAGUGAGUCCCCGCCUCUCUCCGGAGUGGACCUUGGUGGUGCAGUUAGGAUCUUCUGGCUGGUGUUUGGAUUCUAGCUCAUUUCUGCAGACUUCCUCCGCCCGGGGCCCAGCGCAGUGGAGACAGGUUGCGCGUGGGCAACAUGAAGCGCCUGGGCUCGGUGCAGCGGAAGAUGCCGUGUGUGUUUGUGACGGAGGUGAAAGCUGAGCCUUCAGCCAAGCGGGAGCAUCAGCCAUUUAAAGUUUUGGCAACUGAAACUCUAAGUGAAAAGGCGUUAGAUGCAGACGUGUACAAUGCGGUUGCAACAGAAAAAGUGGAUGGAACAUGCUGCUAUGUUACUAACUACAAAGGUCAGCCAUACCUUUGGGCUCGACUAGAUAGAAAACCUAACAAGCAGGCUGACAAGAGAUUUAAAAAAUUUCUACAUUCAAAAGAAAGUGCAAAAGCCCUGGACAUCACCAAGACGAGGGACAUCAGUAUUCCCUUGGUCAGUCUGGAUUUUUCGGAGUUUCACUGGAACACUGAGGAAGACUUCAAGCCUGUCCCAGAGUGCUGGAUACCAGCAAAGGAAAUAGAAAAACAAAACGGGAAGCCAGUGCCUGAUGAAAACGGACACAUCCCUGGUUGGGUACCAGUAGAGAAGGGCAGCAAGCAAUAUUGCUGGCACUCGUCGGUAGUGAAUUACGAGUUUGGAAUUGCCCUGGUACUAAGGCACCAUCCUGAUGAUCCCGGGGUUUUGGAAAUUAGUGCUGUUCCCCUGUCAGAGCUUUUAGAGCAAACCCUGGAGCUGAUAGGCACGAGUAUCAAUGGAAACCCCUAUGGGCUGGGAAGCAAGAAAUCCCCGUUACAUUUUCUCACACCACACGGAGCAUUCCAGGUCAGAAAUCUGCCCACACUGAAACACAAUGACCUGCUGUCCUGGUUUGAAGACUGCAGAGAGGGUCAAAUUGAAGGGAUUGUGUGGCAUUGCGGUGACGGCUGUUUAAUUAAGGUGCUCACUUUAAUUUAGGCCAGUAUACAGUGGCUUGAAUUAUCCUAUCACACCCUAAAGCACUCAUCUUUCAUUUCUACUCUGCUUGUGUUCAGUCUUCACAACUGACUUAUUACUUCCUGCGUAAUGCUGUUCAGGUAUGAUAAGACGUGCCACGCUACAGCCCCUUCUUAUCUCCCCAUCACCACUCCUUUACCAUCUGAGAAAACACACUGUCUGGUUGUUGUGUGACUGUUUAGUUCUAGGGAGAUAUACACGAAUGCCUACUUCCCACAGACACAGGUACUGAGGACAGACCCAGUAGUGAACCAGGGACUUUACUGGGGUUACUUACAGGAAUAUGGGUAGGUAGCUGCUUACAAGGAGCAAUGUGGACCCAAAGGCUGCAGCAUCAGUAAAAAGCCCUCCCAGCUUGAGUGAUGACUCACGAAAGCAGCAUCCUGGGGACUCCUGGGGACUCCUGCACAUUGUGCAGGCUGCUCCCAGCCCCUCAAUUGUGACCUUGCAGAAAGUUUUGGGAAUGUUGAGCUUUAGCGCCUGUCUUAGUCAGGGUUUCUAUUCCUGCACAAACAUCGUGACCAAGAAGCAAGGUGGGGAGGAAAGGGUUUAUUCAGCUUACACUUCCACAUUGCUGUUCAUUACCAAGGAAGUCAGGACUGGAACUCAAGCAGGUCAGAAAGCAGGAGCUGAUGCAGAGGCCAUGGAGGGAUGGUCCUUACUGGCUUGCUUCCCUUGGCUUGCUCAGCCUGCUCUCUUAUAGAACCAAGACUACCAGCCCAGAGAUGGUCCCACCCACAAGGGGCCUUUCCCCCCUUGAUCACUAAUUGAGAAAAUGCCUUACAGCUGGAUCUCAUGGAGGCAUUUCCUCAACUGAAGCUCCUUUCUCUAUGAUAACUCCAGCCUGUGUCAAGUUGACACAAAACUAGCCAGUACAGUGAGACGUGUGAAGUUUGUUUACUUUCUGGGUCUUAAAGAGGCUCCAUCUAGAGUGCUUGUUUUCAUGUGGAGGAAACAGCUACCCAGCAACGUCCUAACCAACUGUGAUCCCAGACUACCCUACCAUUCUGCCACUAACAUUCCUUUGGUGACACUAGAGUCAGGCUCACACUUACUUUUUCUGUAGUCACUAACAGACUAUAUUCAUUAUGUUACUGGCACUUUUCAGGUAUUGGCAGAGUAAACAAAACAUUUGCUCUGCCUUCAGGAAGCUCAUAUCCCAAUGGGGAAGACAGACAGCACUGUCAAAAGAGCAGCUAUGGAACUGAACUAGAAUGAGAAAAGGUAGACCCUUACAGUGGACCUGGCAGGUAGCAGUAUUCACAAGUAUAAGUUACGAUGCUGUUUUCGACUAAAGUUAAUACCAUCAUUUUUUUCUCCUUACAGGUCCAUCGUCACCAUCUUGGUUUAUGCUGGCCACUUCCAGAUACUUACAUGAAUUCCAAACCAGUUAUUAUUAACAUGAACCUGAACCUGAACAAUUAUGACUGUGCUUUUGAUAACCAGUCUUUGUUUAAUCAGUUUUCAAAAAUAGAUAAACAGAAAUUUGAGAGACUCAAAGACAUAAUACUUGAUGUAUAAAAUGGAACUAAUUGUUGAGAUUAUUGUGAUUUUCUAAGACUGAAUAGUUUGCAUUUAAUUUUGCUAGCUGUUUGGCAAAACCUGUCAACUUCUAAACAUGUUUCUAGGUAUUUAUAGAAAUCAUCGUUAGGAUUUGACUAUCUUAACACAAAAAUAAAUAUAAAAUAAUCAAUUUUAAAUAGUAAAUUGAUAUAAGCUUACCUUUAUGCUUUUUGAAAAUUUAAGUUAUUAUGAAAAUAGUAAUAUUUAUCAUAGCUCAUUGUGCACUGUAUAGUCAUAAAUUAAUGAAGUCUUCAAAAAUAUACUUUUCUAACAAGUUAAAACUAAAUAUGAUUUUUUUAAACAAAAAAAAUACAAUAUUUUGAGCUGUAAAUUCUAUAACACAGAGACUGCUUGAUUUCCAGCUGAAACUUUUUUCACUCAUAAAAUAGUUUUAAACCUGCAGUUACACGAGGGCACUAAUAAAUAGGGAAACUAUGAGGACUUUCUCCAUCUUCCGAGUGUUCAGAAGCAGCAAGAGGACUAGGCAGUUCAAAUCCAAACUGUUCCGACAGUUUUUUUAGCUUCUCUUCUAAUAGGAUAUUCUUUUUCACUUCUUCCUUAUAAUUAUACUUCAGGUCUUCAAUUUCUUCAAAAAAUGAAGGAUCAAAAUUUUCCAGUUCUUUUUUCAGCUUUUUAACUUCCUCCUAAAAGUUACAUACAGGAUACAUGUUUUUGGUUUGAAAUUUUAGAUUUAAUUAUAAACAUAAAAACUCAAAAUCUUAAAUGUAAAUAUUUUUCUUUAUAUUUUACUGUUCAAGGUUCCGUUGUACCAUGUGAAUAAUGUAGAAGCUGCCAUCUUUAGCUAAAUUAUAAGAUUAAAUCUUUAAACUGCCUCAGAUAUUCCCAGGCAAGCGAAAGGGACUUUGCUUUUUUACAACAACAUUCAAGAGUUUUCAGUAUUUAUAAUGUUCUAAUUUUUUAUCUUUUAUAUAUAAUACUUAUGAUCAUGGGAACCCUGGGACUUGGAAAGGUUAAGCACCUGGUGAAGUGCAUGCUUACAGCAUCUACACAGACCAGUGACGAGCAGCCAGACCACUAAAUGAUUUAAGGGAAAGAUCCCUGAAAAUAAUUUCAAAAGGGACUUAGAAAACACUUUCCCCACCAUGACCCACAAAUUAAGAAAAUAGUUUAAAAAAACUAUUAAGAGAUGUGCAUUGGUUACAAUUUAAAAAUAAAUUUAUUCUCUAGUA
This is a messenger RNA of Mus musculus (house mouse), 3933 nucleotides long. RefSeq names its product RNA 5'-phosphate and 3'-OH ligase 1 (gene Rlig1). The transcript is spliced from 8 exons. Lineage: Eukaryota; Metazoa; Chordata; Mammalia; Rodentia; Muridae. Gene Ontology annotation, molecular function: RNA ligase (ATP) activity. The record is from RefSeq and is a predicted model, not a curated record. Gene Ontology annotation, biological process: response to reactive oxygen species. Bases 275 to 1141 code for a protein of 288 amino acids.